AUGUUCACCUGCUUCCUUCUUUCACUCAGGCACUCAUUCACUCCCACCCUCGCUCUGUACCUAUCGUUGCCCCCCUUGCACCGUUGUAUCCAUCCGUACCCAUCCGCACCCAUCCGCACCCAGCCACGUGCCACGGCUAUCUUCGUUCCCGGGGACAACGUGGAGGGCAGUGGCAGCGCGCGCGUGGACCAUCUGUCUUUUAAGUCAAUACAGAAAAUUAUUUUGCACCGUUGUUUUCCCAUCCGCACCCAUCCCCACUCAUCCCCACCCAACCGCACCCAGCCAUGUGCCACGGCGAUCUUCUUCCCUGGGGACAAUGUGGAGGGCAGUGGCAGCGCACGCGUGGACCAUCUGUCGCGGCCUGAGGUGAUAGCUGCGCUGGUGGAGGGGAAGCUGCGUAGAAUAAGCACAAAGGGGAGGAAAGAGGAGCAGGCGGGUGGUGCUGCGGAUGGGCCACCGGGCUUGCCGACAGCCCAUAGGCUGCUGGCGCUGCUGCAUCAGGUGGGAAGGGACGUGGAGAGACAGAUGGUUGCUGAGACGACGGAGGGGCGAGAGGAGGCGGAUUGUUGUGAUGGGAAAGACGGCAAGAGGACCAGCCCAAGCAGCAGCGACAAUGACAGUGGUAGCAGUGGUGGUUGUGAUGGUGGUAGUGGUAACAGUGGUGUGUGUCGUCCCGUGCAUCUGUUUGGGUUCAGCAAGGGUGGUGUGGUGCUCAAUCAGCUGCUGGCAGAGGCAGCAGAGGCAGGGCAGAUGCUCACAGCACAGGCGGCAGUCAGCGAGCAACUGGGGACGACCGAAGAUCGAUUGGGCAAGAUUGAUUCCCUGUCAAAAAUCCCACCUCCUGCUCUCGCUGUGCCUGCGUCAGUAGCAGCAGCACAGGCACCUGCAGCAGCAGCAGCAGCAGCAGCAGAUUCCCCGCCGCCAUUCUCGCUGCCAGAUUCACCCAUGGCCUUCCUACAGCAGACAGCAGCGUGGGAGUAUGUGGAUGUGGGGCUGAACUGCCGCGGAGCGUACCCCACUGACCCUCGCACUCUCUCUGCCUUCGUGCAUGCCUGCCAGCUCAAGCCCGCACUUUGCCAGCAUGGCUCGUAUCUCUGGAAGAACAAGCAGGUGCCGCUGCAAGUGACUGAGGUUCCCCCUGCUGCUGCUGCUGCUGCUGCUGCUGCUACUGCCGCUGGUGGUGGUGAUGCUGCUACUGGGGCCAGUGCAGCUGGUGCUGCUACUGGCGGCGAUGCUGCUGCUGCGUCCAAUAGUCCCCCUGAUGCUGCUGCUGCUGCUGCUGCUGCUGCUGCUGCUGCUGCUGCUGCUGCAGCUGUUCCUGCUGCAGAUUUGUCAGCAUCAGCCGCAUGUGCGACGUGCAGCAAGGCAGUGGUGGUGCGGGUGCACGGAACGCCGCGGCAGUGGGAGGACAGGCGCAGGCCGUGGAUCGGCAAUGAGAAGCAGCGGUUUGUGGAGCUGCUGAGAGAUGCCAUGGUGAGAGGCGACAGGCUCACUCAUGAUGCUACGUUGCAAUCACUCACACCAGCAACAGCACCGCCAGCAGCAACAGCAGCAGCAGCAGCAGCCGCACGAGCAGCAGCGGCAGCAGCUGCUGCAGCACCAGCGUUAGCACCAGCACCAGCACCAGCAGUGGCGUUCCCUAGGCAGCCGCAGCAACCAGGCUUAGCGGCAGCAGCUCCAGCAGCGGAUUUUGGGCCGUUGUGUGGGGUGGAGGUGCGGGAGCGGCUGUACUUUGCCGGGCAGAAGCCAGCGACCCUGGAUAUGCACAUGGAAGCUGUAGCUGCCAUGGACUUGCAAUAG
Molecule: messenger RNA, 1800 nt
Organism: Closterium sp. Naga37s-1
Lineage: Eukaryota; Viridiplantae; Streptophyta; Zygnematophyceae; Desmidiales; Closteriaceae
Source: the annotation of a GenBank genome assembly